This is a messenger RNA of Gadus chalcogrammus (walleye pollock), 5616 nucleotides long. RefSeq names its product USP6 N-terminal-like protein. Bases 374 to 2875 code for a protein of 833 amino acids. Lineage: Eukaryota; Metazoa; Chordata; Actinopteri; Gadiformes; Gadidae. The transcript has 15 exons. The record is from RefSeq and is a predicted model, not a curated record.
GGUGAGGUGACACUGACAACACCAUCUAAUUGCACGUAAGGAAGUGUUUCCUUCUACGGUUUGAUGGGAUUAGAAAACUUGGGCUCUUCCAGGAGCACCACUAGUCAAAGGUGCCGCGUCGCGCUGCGGAAUAAAACGCAUCCGGUGGUGCCGCGCGCGUCACUACGCGGCGGCGCGCUGUACUGCAGACAGCUGCUGCCGUCCGGGGAUCGUCUCACUCAAACCCAUCUCGGAAGCGAGAGAGGAAGCUUAGGACGCUAGGUGGUCCGGUCUUCAAGUACUAGAGAAGCCGUCGAAGAAAUGAUGAGAGGAUAGUGGAUUUGGAUUCUGCUCCUACAGCGCAGAGGAAAAGUGGACCCUGAAAGCGUCUGACAUGAAGAAGGACAUUGAGACGUUGAUAGCAGAGGAACGUGCUGAGAUCAUCACCAAAUAUGACAAGGGCAGGGAGGAGGGCGUGGACCCCUGGGAGGAUGCAGACUACAAGGUCUACAAAGUCACCGACCGCUUCGGCUUCAUGCAUGAGGAGGAACUGCCCAGACCCAGUGCCAUGGAGGAGAAGCAAAACCAACUGGAGGCGGAGCGUGCAGAGAAGUGGGUGAAGAUGGGGAAGAAGUGGGACAAGUACAGACACAGCGAUAAGAUGGCGAAGCGAGUCUACAAGGGCAUCCCUCUGAAGCUCAGGAGCCGCGCCUGGGCUCUGCUGCUGGACCUGGACCGCGUCAAGCAGGACAACCCCGGGAAGUACGAGAAAAUGAAGCUGCAGGCACGGAGCUUCUCCACUGAGAUCAAGCAGAUUGACCUGGACGUCAACAGAACCUUCCGGAACCACAUCAUGUUCCGGGAGCGCUUCGGGGUCAUGCAGCAGGCCCUGUUUCAUGUCCUUGCAGCCUACUCUGUCUACAACACGGAGGUGAGCUACUGCCAGGGGAUGAGCCAGGUGGCCGCCAUCCUCCUCAUGUUCCUCAACGAGGAGGAGGCCUUCUGGGCCCUCUCUCAGCUGCUCACCAACACCAAGCACGCCAUGCACGGGUUCUUCAUCCCCGGGUUCCCCAAACUGCAGCGCUUCCAGAGCCACCACGACCUCAUCCUGUCCAAGAUGCUGCCCAGGCUGAAGAAACACCUGGACAAGGAGCAGAUGAUGACUGGGAUCUACACCACCAAGUGGUUCCUCCAGUGCUUCAUCGACAGGACCCCGUUCACCCUCACCCUGCGGCUGUGGGACGUCUACAUGCUGGAGGGGGAGAAGGUCCUCAGUGCCUUCGCCUACACCGCCCUCAAGCUGCACAAGAAGCGGCUGCUGAAGCUGCAGCUGGAGGACCUCCGGGAGUUCAUCCAGGAGGAUCUGGGCGUGUCCUUCUAUCUGCCCGACGACACGGUGGUGGAGCAGCUGCACGCCUCCAUGGAGGAGCUCCGCAGCAAGAAGCUGGACCUCCCGCCUCCAGCCAAAUCAGAAGAGCUGCCCAAACAGCCCCUGGGCCUGGAGAGACCGGUGCUCCUGCUGCCCCUACAGCCGGACCCCUCCACCCAGGACCCCCACCACCACAGCGAGCCCCCCAGCACCGUCAACCACGACCAGAAGCCUCCUCCUGGGAGGCCUCCAGAGUCCAACGGCCCCCCUCCUGGGCCCUUCCCCCCAGUCCUGCCCUCCCCAGACUCGGUCGUCGUUCACAAGCCGGUCCCUGACCCUUGGCCGGCCUCGGGGCCCUCCGGACCCCCUCCCAUCCCAGCCAAGACCGGCGUGGCUAGACCCGGGCCGGGGGGGCCGGCGGCGUGCGACGUGAAGGCGGGGAGGAGGAGGAAAGACGGCCGGCCCGGAGGCCCCCCCGGCGCGGGGCAGGAGGAACCGGGGGACUGGCCGCCUCCCCCUUCGUACCAGGCUCCUCCUCCUCCUCCUGAGGCCCUCGCCUUGCUUGAGGAGGAUCUCCCGGAGCUUCCCCCUCCCCCGAUGUGCUAUGAGGAGCUCCACCCCCAGACCCCCGUGGCGGCCCCUCCCCCGGCGGCGGCCCCUCCCCCUCCGUCGUUCCCGGCGCAUUUGCGCCGGCCCACGCCGCCCUCCACCCUGAACCUGGGGCGGGCGGGUGAGCUCGCCCCCCCGCGGGCCCCGCUCCCCCUCUUCUCCCCGGCGUUCCCGCCCUCAUCCUCGUCCCGACUGGCGGCGCCGCCGCCGUCGUCGUCCAAGCCCACCAUGUUCCCGGUGUCCCUGUGCGUGCCGGCCCCGCCGGGGGCCCGCCGGCCCUCCAACGCCUCCCAGUACGACAACCUGACGGACGGCGAGGACGAGGAGCGCGGCCUGGAGAGGCUCCUGGGGGCCACGCCCCCGCAGGGCCCCGCCCUGAGCUCCACGCCGGAGGAGGAGGGGCUUGCGUCGUCGUACGGCCGGCCCCCUCGGCUCGGCCCGGACGGGAGCCGCCCAUCCGACCCCGCAACGUACCCCCGCCCGCCCCCUCCGGCCGCCGUUUCCCCCCCCUCCCCUCCGUCGUCGUCGUGGUCGAGCCUGCUCCCGCCCUCCCCCUGCGCCCUCCCCUUCCUGCCCCAGGAGCCGGCGUAUGACGGACAGGACAGCUGGGUGGAGCACGCCGUGUUCCCGCCCCCCCCCCCCUGCUUCGCCGACCGCCCCUCCCCCCCGCACCAGCUCAGCUGCCACAGACUGUCGGACGCCCAGCGGGACGCCGCCGCCGCCGCCUCGUCGUCGUUGACGACGACAUCCAGGGGCCCCAGGGGCCACUCGGUGUUCCCGGCGCCCCUGCUCUACACGGGGCACGCUCGGCCCCCGGCCCAGGGGCCCGUGGUGCUGGGGCUCGGGGUCCGGUCCAGCCCAGACUUUAACAGGAUGCACGCAGAGGGACAGCAGCUUCCCAAACCAGUGACCUUCUGAGUCGGCUCUCGGACCGGCCGUGAACGUUGGGUUUGUUCUCUGAAGCAUCAAGCUUUACAGAGUCGGUCGCUUCUUGUACAAAGAACAUUGUUAAUUCGGGAACAGAUAAGGGCUCAAGUACGGCCAGUAUUUUUCUUUUUAUUCAUUUUGUGUUGAAUAACGUGUUUCUUUUCACUUGGUUCGUACCUCGUUGUUUGGUUCUUCCAUCGUCUCCUAAGGGCAGUUAGACUUUUUGUACAUUCUUUCACUUGAACUUUAAAUUGUAUUUAAAACCGUUGUCUCUUUGUUACCCAAUGCCUCAGGAAUACAGACGCACACGCAACAUUGGCUUGUCCCUGCUGGUUAAUGUGUUCAACCCAAUGUGGUUUUCAUUACACUGGAACCAGGAAAUCCUAUGCCAGCCCUAGUCAGUAUUCAGCCAAUACCCUCAAUUAUCUGUUCUCUUUUUUUAUUUUGGUAACAACAAAGUGUCUUAACAUGGAGAACGAGUAGCACGCCUUAACUCGAGGGCUUCGGAGUAUCUUCGCCCUGGCUCAGUUCCUGGGCCUGCAGCUAGGGCAUCGACUGAAGUCGUGUUUGAGUUGUAUAACGGAGCUAGUUCACAACAGCAAUUCACCACUCCUCAUCUGCAAAGGGACGUUUGGUGACCCUUAACACAGAUCAACACGUCUAACUGCUGAAUCAAACGACAGAGCGAGAGGCACAAAGUGUUCACAUCUAGUCUUAAAAAACGUGCGACAUCAGACAGGAUAUCCUGGGUGUUCGCUGCUGCAGCUCUGUCGCAACAGAUCGAAGAGACGGAAAGUGGACCCAUGUUUUAUAACCGUGGCGGUUUCUUCUUCAGUGCGUCCACCUUGUCCUGCUUGUUUAUUUAUAUCAUACCUUCAGAAUUGUAUACAACAGCCUCCAUGCUACUCUUCAGGACAUAUCGCGGCGUAGAUUAUGAUAUUUUGUGUUGUCGAUUUAGGGCAAGCCUAUGCAGGGGUAAGAAUAGGACUACACUGAGGACUGGGUGAACACAGGUCAAAUUUGGAUGUAGUCAUUACCACUUCGCCCAAACCCUAGUGUAGUGUGUCCUUUCAAUGUACAGAACCGUAGUGCCAUCUAGUGGGGAAAGAGGCACAAGUCAAAGAGAUGGGGAGAACGUUAGGGUGGCACUGACGAUUAUGUAACACUAAAACUGAACAGUUGGGCAGAUAACUGGGAUUCAGAAAGUUUGUUCGGACCUAUGCAUUUGGUUAUCCUUUUAAAGGGAAUGUUUAAAUGAAGUGCUGUUUUGAAACAGACACUCGCACACCAUUUCUGUGCUCAUUAAAUGCACACGGCAGGAAUAUAAAUAGGACAUAUAUAUUGUAUAUACACGUGGUACUUGGUGCUGUACAUGGAGCCAUGGAGACUGUUCAUUUCAAAAACUGUCAUUUAAACCGUUUCAGUUCAUAUAAGCAAUCACAACAAGCAAAGUUUUACUGAGAAAUGGAAGUUCAGCCAUGACAUGUAAUUUGUUCUGUUCAUUGAAUUGCUUCUCCUGUACAUCAGCUUUGCUUGACUUUUCACUCACACCAAAACCUUCGAUCCAAUCAGUCGAUUCAACUGCAGUUAAUUAAAAGCACUGUUUUAGAGUGAUGUUGAUGUGUGAUUUGGGCCAGAUGAGCAAGUUUGGUUUAAGGCUGCUUUAAACUGUGUUUUGGGCCCAAACGUGCAAAGAUGUUCAAUGAACUUUAUUUUAAAAAAGAACAACUUUAUUGGCUGCGUUUUCUUCCCAUCCCACAAAAGCACAACGGUAAAGUCUCACGUUUAUUGCACUUAAUUAGUAUUAUAUACUAUACACCACUUCCACCUUUUGUCAUGGACAAAUAUAUAGUUGGGAUAUAUGAGAAAAGGCACCUCAACAUUAGUGUAUCUUUACAUUUUCUGGGAGAUAUCCUUUUCAUGAGGUAUGCAUUUACCUAAGCCUCUAACGGACCUGUCUGGUAAAAGUGCAAAAGGUCAAAGGUCGUCAAGGUAUUUCUCUUUGGUAAAAUAUUGAGUUUUGUUAAACAUUUUUCUACAUCCAUUUUGUCUGCAUUAUUCUUCAUGAAUGAGAUGACAAUGGAAAAAAUACAUAAUUUAGGAAAAAGACAGCAUUCGCAUUAUUUACCCGUGUUUAAAAAAAAACAUUUGUUAUAUCACAACUUCAUGGACUGCAUCUUUGUUAGUGUUUGGCGGGCACAGGAAACCCAACACGUCUUCUUCAACCCAGUUUGGUGAAACACACCAACCAGGAACAUGCUGGCUUGGGUCUCGCUUGGUAGAGUUGCACCGUGUUUAGUUAGGAUCUGGCUAGGGGUUGGUGCUUGCUGCUAGCGGUUGGUGCCAGCUGCUAGCGGUUGGUGCUAGCUGCUAGCGGUUGGUGCUAACUGCUAGCCGCUAGGGUUGGGACAGCGGUCAUAGCAGCGGAGUCCUGGAGCAGCGGUCAUAGCCUCAGCUUGGUCAUAAGGUCGGAGAGGGAGGUGACGCUGGUCUCGAGCGCAGAGCGGUCCUCCUGGCCCAGGGUGGUCUCGGCCAGACGCAUUGAUCCGUUUGCACCCAGCAGGCAGGGCAGGCUGAGGAAGACCUCUGACACCACCCCGCCCCAGCCCUGCAGAGAACAGAACACACACACACACACACACACACACUUCAGUUAAACCCUCCUCCUGGCUGCUCCCUGUCGUUAAUUAGUGUGGGGGUUAAUUGGGUAAUUGGUUGUGUCAUUGAUUUGA